Molecule: messenger RNA, 1837 nt
Organism: Phlebotomus argentipes
Lineage: Eukaryota; Metazoa; Arthropoda; Insecta; Diptera; Psychodidae
Gene: Clic
Product: chloride intracellular channel Clic
Exons: 6
Coding region: 178-966 (262 amino acids)
Biological process (GO): chloride transport
Cellular component (GO): apical plasma membrane; cytoplasm
Molecular function (GO): chloride channel activity
Source: RefSeq, a predicted model, not a curated record
AAGUGAGAAUCGCAGCUGUGGUGGACGUGUUUUUCCGCAGUUCAGCCAAUUUGUAUUUGCCAGAGUGCCUCAUUUUGGUGGAAAGAAGCGCCCCAGUUCGCCAAUUGCGGUGACAUAGCAGCGAAAAGUGUUGUGUGACCCCCUUUGUGACGCCCAAAACCCGAGUACCGCGCCGAAAUGUCGGAAGAGAAGCAGGAGAAUGGCAGUGCGAGCAAUGGAGAUGUCCCGGAGAUUGAGCUUAUAAUAAAGGCAUCCACCAUUGAUGGACGAAGAAAGGGAGCUUGUCUGUUUUGUCAGGAGUACUUUAUGGACUUGUAUCUUCUGGCCGAAUUGAAAACAAUCAGUCUAAAGGUCACAACAGUGGAUAUGCAGAAACCACCUCCAGAUUUCCGCACCAACUUCGAGGCAACACAUCCACCAAUUCUCAUUGAUAAUGGUCUCGCCAUACUGGAGAAUGACAAAAUUGAGCGGCACAUCAUGAAAAAUAUCCCAGGCGGAUACAAUUUGUUCGUGCAGGACAAAGAAGUGGCGACACUCAUUGAGAAUUUGUAUUCCAAAUUAAAACUAAUGCUAGUGAAAAAGGACGAGACAAAGAAUAAUUCACUGCUGGCGCAUCUGAAGAAGAUCAACGAUCACUUGGCGAGUCGCGACACGCGAUUCCUCACCGGUGACACAAUGUGCUGUUUCGAUUGUGAACUGAUGCCCCGCUUGCAGCACAUCCGAGUGGCUGGAAAGUACUUUGUGGACUUUGAAAUACCCACACACCUGACAUCUCUUUGGCGCUACAUGUAUCACAUGUACCAAUUGGACGCGUUCACGCAAUCGUGCCCCGCUGACCAGGACAUUAUUAAUCACUACAAAUUGCAACAGGCUAAAGGUGAUCCAAAGAUGCUUAAAAUGAAAAAGCACGAAGAAUUGGAGACACCAACGUUCACGACAUCAAUUCCAAUUGAUAUUUCUGAGUGAAAAUUGAGCAGACAGGCGGGAGAAGAGAGUGAAGGGAGAGCAGAGGAAAGUUUUGGCGCUGCAGCGGAAAAUCGCCCCCACAGAGAGUAUUCCGAGAACAUGAGAGGCAAUGAGAGAUCACAAGAACCAUGAGAGAAGCUUCCGACGAUUUCAGCAGAUACAUUUUCAAACGAGCAUGUGUUUUUUUUUUAAGUGAAUACACAACCAGUUUCCUUAAUUAUCGACAGAAAUAGAAUAUAUGCAGAAAAGAGCUAUAAAUAUUAAUAUAUUAAAUGUAAUAUGUACAUGAAGAAAGCUAUUUGAUAGGGAAUAAAUUAUUAACAAUAGAGAGAGAGUGAGAGAGGAAAAAAAACGAAAAUAGAGCAUGCAAAAAAUUUUGUACCAACAGAGAAAAAACAUUUUCCGAAACUUUUUUACCAGAUAGAAAGAGCAAAAGAUAAAAUAUAUAUGAUAAAAGUGAGAAAAAAGUGGAAAAUUCUUUUGUACUGUAGAAUGGAUAGUGAAGCAGAGAAAAUACAAUGAACUGAGAAAAGUAUAAAACAAUCAAAAAUGAUUUGUAGAAUUAAUAAUAAUGAGAUGUACAUAAAGUUUAUUUUUUUAAAUUUUAAGAAUGAAAAAUGUAAUAUUUGAAGUUAUUUCUCUUUCAAUCUAUACAAUAUUUAAAGGAGAGAAAGAAGGAUAUCUGUUCCACUGUUUAGUCUAUUAAUGCCAACAAAAAAAAUACUUUUUUUUUCUUAAUGUCUUUUUCCCUUCGCAAAGAAGACGAAAGUUUGUAUGAAAUAAUAGCUCUUGAAGAGAUAUUUGUCCGUUUUCUUUCUCCUUUUUUAAUUGAUACAAAAAUAUUAUUCAAAUAAAAUGGAAUUUGCCAUAA